Molecule: messenger RNA, 1890 nt
Organism: Lodderomyces jiufengensis
Lineage: Eukaryota; Fungi; Ascomycota; Pichiomycetes; Serinales; Debaryomycetaceae
Exons: 1
Coding region: 1-1890 (629 amino acids)
Source: RefSeq, a predicted model, not a curated record
AUGUCAAGUAAUUCAACAAAACCAUCAACCCCGUCAAAAUUAUUAAAUUUAGCAAUAAAACAAAAUUCAUCAUCAUUCACAUCUAAUGUAUCACCAGAUAAUAGAAUAACCACAAAGGAAAUAGCUUUACGAAAUGAAAAUAAUAUAACAAAUACUCCAAGAAAUUUAAUAAGUGGUGGAUUUUCAUGGGUAUUACCAACAAAAAGAAAUGACUAUGAAUUUUUAAUUGCAAAUCCAAAAGCAUUAAAAGAUUUAAAUUUAACUGUGGAAGAAGUUGAAGAACCAAUAUUUCAAAAAAUCGUAAGUGGUGAGUUUUAUAAUGAUAAAGAAAAUAUUACAAAAUACAAUUUACCUUUUCCUUAUGCACAAGCUUAUGCUGGUUGGCAAUUUGGUCAAUUUGCUGGUCAAUUGGGUGAUGGUAGAGUUGUUAAUUUAUUUGAAUUACCCAAAACUAUAACAAAUGAAGAAGAAGAAUUAAAAAAUAGACCAAUUUAUGAAUUACAAUUAAAAGGUGCAGGUAAAACUCCAUAUUCAAGAUUUGCAGAUGGUAAAGCAGUUUUGAGAUCAUCAAUAAGAGAAUAUAUAAUAUCAGAACAUUUAAAUGCUUUAGGUAUACCAACAACAAGAGCAUUAUCAUUAACUUCAUUACCUACAACAUUAGCACAAAGACAUGCAGCAGAAAGAUGUGCAAUAGUAGCUCGAUUUGCAGAAAGUUGGAUUAGAUUGGGGACUUUUGAUUUGUAUAGGUAUAGAGGUGAUAGAGAUGGUAUUAGAGAAGUUUCUGAUUAUGUUAUUAAUGAAUUAUUUACAAUUAAUGGUAAAAAAUUUCAAAAUUUUGAAAGAAUUAAAAAUUUAAAACCUGAUUUAUUAAAAUUACCUAAAAAUAAUUCAAUUAUUGGUGAAUUAACAGAUUAUGAUAAAAUGUAUUUUGAAUCAAUAAUAAGAAAUGCAGAAACAACUGCAAUAUGUCAAUGUUAUGGAUUUUUAAAUGGUGUAUUAAAUACUGAUAAUACUUCAAUAUUAGGUUUAACAAUAGAUUUUGGUCCAUUUUCAAUAAUGGAUAAAUAUGAUCCAAAUUAUACUCCAAAUUCAGAAGAUCAUCAAUCAAGAUAUGGAUAUAAAAAUGUUCCUACUGCAAUAUGGUGGAAUUUAACUAGAUUUGGUGAAGAUUUAGCUGAAUUAAUUGGUGCUGGUUUUAAUUUAUUAAAAAAUCCUGAAUUUAAACAAGGUAUAAGAGAAGAAUGGGAAGAAGAUAUUAUAGAAAGAGCAACUAAAAUUAUAGAAAUUGGUGGUGAAAUUUAUCAAUAUUCAUAUACUUUAAAAUAUAUUGAAACUUUUUUCAAAAGAUUAGGAUUAUCUUUAAAUUUAAUAGAUAAACAAAAUCCAGAUUUACAAAAUAUUGAUAUAAUUCAACCAAUGUUGGAAAUAUUAUAUAAAUUACAAAUUGAUUUUAAUUUAUUUUUUUUAAAUUUACAAAAUAUUAAAUUUGAUUCACAACUGCUUGAAGAAAUAUCUACAGAAUUUUUAAAAGAUUAUGAUUCAAAUAAAAAUAGAAAUACAAAAGAAGACUUAAUAAAAGAAUUUCAAUCAUGGUUAAAAAUUUAUCAAGACUAUAAACAAAAAUCAACAACAACAACAAAUACUCCUGAUUCUACAAAAUAUAAUCCAUUAUUCUUACCAAGAAAUUGGAUUCUUAAUCAAGUAAUAGAACAAGCUCAAGAUUCUCGUUGUUCAAAUAUUACAUAUUUGGAAAAAUUACAAAAAAUGAGUUCAAAUCCAUUUAAUCCAGAACAAUGGGGGACAGAAUUAAAAGAAUUAGAAAAAAAUUGGAUUUUACAAGGUAAUAAAGGUGAUGAUUAUAGUAUGUUACAAUGUUCUUGUUCUAGUUAG